Messenger RNA from Mytilinidion resinicola, 774 nucleotides. RefSeq lists its product as uncharacterized. The annotation marks the transcript as partial. The record is from RefSeq and is a predicted model, not a curated record. Lineage: Eukaryota; Fungi; Ascomycota; Dothideomycetes; Mytilinidiales; Mytilinidiaceae. The transcript has a single exon.
UGGAGCGAUGCGCUUUGCAUUGUUCAGAACGAUAUACAAGACUGGGCUGAGCAGUCUGCGGCAAUGUCCACCAUCUACAGCGGAGCGCUACUUUCAAUCUCUGCGUGUUCUGCUAUCUCCAAUGAGUCUGGGUUCCUCCAGCUACGGGAGCAGCACUUAAUUCUUGAGCUACAAGUUCCCUGUCCAGACCAUGGCAAAGAUUGCACACUUCAGUUUCGGAGACAGUCAAACGUGGACAUAAUUCAAAAACACGACGGAAAAAAGUGGCCGCUGGACCGACGCGGCUGGACUUUGCAAGAAAUGCUUCUUCCUCGCCGGCAGAUUCGAAUUGACGUAGAACAAAUCACGUGGGUUUGUCGCUCUAUUGUCUCUUUGGAAAGCUAUGAUCGCGAGGCGCCUUUCAUUGGCGUCGCAAGAGGAGCAAACGAUAUUUUCAAGGCCCUUUCGUUUCAAAGUCGAGCGAACGGGACGACUACCCCUUCAAACCCGACUACAGAAGCAGGGGAGAGGGACCGUGCCCUUCGUCGUUGGGCCGUGAUCGUAGCAGAGUUCUCAGGGCGAGAUCUGACAUAUGCAGCAGAUAAGCUACCAGCUCUAUCUGGACUUGCUUCGUCUUUCAACAAUAUUCUUGGAGACCAGUAUCUGGCCGGCCUAUGGCAGAGCGACCUUCACAGGUCAUUGCUAUGGUUCAGGGAUACCUUUCAUACAGGAAAGUUGAGUAGACCAUCCGAAUACCGAGCACCAUCCUUCACCUGGGCUUCAGUUGAUGGCUAC